Messenger RNA from Lycium ferocissimum, 899 nucleotides. RefSeq lists its product as uncharacterized. Bases 1 to 816 code for a protein of 271 amino acids. The record is from RefSeq and is a predicted model, not a curated record. NCBI's taxonomy places the organism in Eukaryota, Viridiplantae, Streptophyta, Magnoliopsida, Solanales, Solanaceae. The transcript is spliced from 3 exons.
AUGGCGGGUGAUAAAAAGGGUAAGGCUAUUGCGAAAGCCCAGAAAGAGUCAAAAAAGAAGGGUCUGUAUUUACCACCAGAGGGCAUAGAGUCAGGUCCCCUUCGGAUUGGAGCUAGAGAUCCUGCACCUUGCCUUCCACCACUUGGCCUUCCAAUGCCACAUGUUACAGAUGGGUUGUCAUGGAGUCAGCCGACUGGCCAUGUCACAAUGCCCCCAUAUUUUUGGCCUCAGGGCCAGACAGAGCCACAUGCACGACGAUCUCAGUCCCCUAUCACACCUUUGACAAUCCCACAUGGACUCCCUGAGUUUUAUCAUGUAUCACAGCGAGCGAGUAGGAGCGGUACUUCGAUAGCUACUCCUAGCCCGACUAUGUCACAGCCAUCGACAUCAUCUACUCCACAUGUUGGGACCUCGGAGCGAGAAGAAAGUAGCUCCGAUUCUGAUGAAAAACGUCCCAAAAAAGGAGACCCUCCACAGCUUUUGAAUUUUGAUAUGCAUGGUCGUCUCAUAAUCGAGCCAGUUGGAUACACCUUCUAUCCAGGCAAAGCAACUAAAAGGAUUUCAAAGACAAUCAAAGGACUCUAUGGAGGCGCCGUUCCGUCUUGGGGCAAGGUGCCAGUGAAACUGAAGAAACAGAUGUUUCUAGAGUUUAGGACAAAGUGUUCCUGGAAGCCAGAACAUCAUGAUUUAGUAGCGCAGAAUUUUGAGAAAAAAGCGGCGAAAAUACUUAAGGAUGCAUUACUUAGAGACCGUAAUAAUUGCCUUCAGCCUGGCUGGAUCCAAGAUGAAUGGUGGAAGGACCUACUGCACUACUAGGCGACUGAUUCGAUGUUUUUUAAACGAAGUAAAAAUGGGAAGGCCGCUAGAGCCUCAGUGAAGGGUGGAUCGCUACAUACUAG